Photinus pyralis (common eastern firefly) is the source of this 1266-nucleotide messenger RNA. Its product is annotated as glyoxylate reductase/hydroxypyruvate reductase-like. Gene Ontology annotation, molecular function: hydroxypyruvate reductase [NAD(P)H] activity; glyoxylate reductase (NADPH) activity; hydroxypyruvate reductase (NADH) activity. Gene Ontology annotation, cellular component: cytosol. Bases 140 to 1195 code for a protein of 351 amino acids. The transcript is spliced from 3 exons. Lineage: Eukaryota; Metazoa; Arthropoda; Insecta; Coleoptera; Lampyridae. The record is from RefSeq and is a predicted model, not a curated record.
AUAAAGGCUGUGGCUGUGGUACAUGCAAAAGUAAAAAAUUUGUAGGUUAGGUUCGGGCCCGAUUUGCCAACAACGACGGAGUGGGUUAAUUUUUUAAAUAUAAAAUGCGGUGAUCUGCCAUGAACAAGGUGCCGAUCACAUGCAUAUAUUAAGGCAUUUAAGUAAAAUUGAAAAGAUUGUGCACCGGACUAUUGCGCAAUUUCCAGCAGAAGCAAGAUCAUUCCUAUCGAACAUGGCAAGACCAACAGUGUAUGUGACCCGGGACAUUGGACCAGAAGCGACAGAUCUGCUGAAAAAUCAUUGUGAUGUCACAAUCUGGGCGCAUUCCGAGCCCGUUUCGAGGGCAGAUUUGAUAAGUAACGUGCAGGGAAAAGACGCAUUGUUUUGUUUGUUGACUGAAAAGAUCGAUAAGGAAGUUCUGAAUCGAGCAGGAUCUCAAUUGAAAGUGGUAGCUACAAUGUCGGUCGGUUUUGACCAUUUAGAUUUAAACGAAUUGAAGGCUCGUAAUGUUAGGAUAGGAUACACCCCAGAUGUGUUAACACCGGCAACGGCAGAGUUAACAAUUGCACUUCUCUUAGCGACCAGCAGGCGAUUGUUGGAAGCUAGCGAAGAAGCACGCACUGGUGGUUGGAAGGCAUGGUCGCCUUUCUGGCUGUGUGGGCCAAGUUUGAACGGUGCUACUGUGGGGGUUGUGGGUUUCGGUCGUAUUGGACAAGAAGUUGCUAAACGCCUGAAUGGUUUUGGAAUACAAAAAUUGUUGUACACAAACCAAAGUGGCAAAGACAACAUUCUUGGGGGCCAUCGUGUCCCUUUAGAUGAGCUACUUAGUGCUAGUGACUUUGUAAUUUCUACCUGUGCUUUAACACCUGAAACAAAGGAGAUGUUUAAUGAUGAAACGUUCAAGAAAAUGAAAUCCAAUGCUGUAUUUAUAAAUACAAGUCGAGGUGGAGUUGUGGAUCAAGAUGCGUUAAUACGUGCCCUAAAGAAUGGUACAAUUUGGGGGGCCGGUUUAGAUGUGACAACACCAGAACCACUUCCUCUCGACAGUGAACUGUUUAAAUUGAAAAAUUGCGUCGUUUUACCUCAUAUUGGAAGCGCAUCAAUAGAAACUCGAAAUGCAAUGGCUGUUCUUACAGCGCGAAAUAUUGUUUCGGCACUUAAAGGUGAAACAAUGCCUAGUGAACUUUUAAUUUAAUUAACGAAUUGUAUUUUAUUAUUUGUACCGUUUUUAGUAUGAAAUGUAAAAUAUAGACUUUUGCAAGCUCA